AACAGUUGCUUUGUUGUACCAGCCAGGUUCUGACAAAUCACAGUGAGCUAUUCUACACAAUCAUCUUUUCCCGACACAGGUUGAUUUAUUUUCUGUCAGAUGCAGUUGUAGCCCACUGCUUGGGAAUACAUUCUUAGCAACAAUGUGGGUCGCCACCGUUCGGCUACUUCAAGGAAUAUUGAUUUGAAACAGACGGAAACUCGGGGCCAUUGGACUCCCAUAAAGAGUUUGCAACCCCACGUUGUUCAGAAUAUUGAAGUAGCCUACACUGCGAAAUGGAUUUGCAUGAAGGAGCCGCAAACGGUCAUUGUGAGGGUGUUUUAGACCUGUCGCAUCGGAAUUUGAACAGUUUGAGCUUGGUCAAUAUCAGCGAGGAGCAAAAGAGGGACACCAAGCAGUUGUAUCUAAGCUUCAAUCGAUUGGCCUCGCUGUCCGGAUCAGUUUGCAUGUUCUCCAACCUCGAGUUUCUGGACAUUAGCAACAACGGACUAUCGGUCAUCUGUGAAGACAUUACUCGGUUAACCAGGCUCAGAACACUAAUAUCCAAGAACAACCGUCUGGACGAAUUCUCGCUGCCUAAGGAGUUUGGAUCUUUGCCGUUGGAGGUGUUGAAUCUAAGUGGCAAUCGAUUUGAGGAGAUGCCAGCGCAGUUCCUGAAGUUGCAGCGGCUACAAUCACUUUCCCUUGGGGGAAACCGAUUACAAAGUAUUCCUGCAGAAAUAGAAAACUUAACCAGUCUGGAGCUUCUGUAUUUGGGUGGUAACCUGAUCACGUCUAUUCCUCCUGAGCUGGCCAACCUGCCCUACCUCAGCUACCUGGUCCUGUGUGACAACCGCAUCCAGGGUGUACCCCCGCAGCUCACCAGGUAACCAUAACACUAACCCUAUCUGGCGCAUACUGCCACAGCUCACCAGGUAACCAUAACACUAACCCUAUCUGGCGCAUACUGCCACAGCUCACCAGGUAACCAUAACACUAACCCUAUCUGGCGCAUACUGCCACAGCUCACCAGGUAACCAUAACACUAACCCUAUCUGGCGCAUACUGCCACAGCUCACCAGGUAACCAUAACACUAACCCUAUCUGGCGCAUACUGCCACAGCUCACCAGGUAACCAUAACACUAACCCUAUCUGGCGCAUACUGCCACAGCUCACCAGGUAACCAUAACACUAACCCUAUCUGGCGCAUACUGCCACAGCUCACCAGGUAACCAUAACACUAACCCUAUCUGGCGCAUACUGCCACAGCUCACCAGGUAACCAUAACACUAACCCUAUCUGGCGCAUACUGCCACAGCUCACCAGGUAACCAUAACACUAACCCUAUCUGGCGCAUACUGCCACAGCUCACCAGGUAACCAUAACACUAACCCCAUCUGGCGCAUACUGACACAGCUCACCAGUUAACCACAACACAACUGUAAUAUAACUAACACAAUAAUACUGCCACAAGACUGAUAACCCAACCAUAUUCAAAGCAUACCUCCACAACAACUCAACUGGUUAACAGAACCAUAUCCAUCGUGGACUGUCAUAACCUAAACAAAGUCUAGAUUUUUGUCUAUAAUACUCAUAACAAUGACCAUGCCC
Oncorhynchus keta (chum salmon) is the source of this 1591-nucleotide messenger RNA. RefSeq names its product leucine-rich repeat-containing protein 58-like. The transcript is spliced from 4 exons. Bases 276 to 869 code for a protein of 197 amino acids. The record is from RefSeq and is a predicted model, not a curated record. Gene Ontology annotation, molecular function: protein binding. NCBI's taxonomy places the organism in Eukaryota, Metazoa, Chordata, Actinopteri, Salmoniformes, Salmonidae.